GUCUGGUUAGUCGUGGAGGCUGGUGGCGGAGAACGCGUUGCCAGUGAUCGGGAGUCGAUCUGCGGAAGGUGUGGCGGUUCGUCCGAAAGAGAGAGGAGAAAGAAGAUCGGGGCCCGUCGAAACGGGCAUUCGAGAGGGGCAAAGGACAGACAUAACCUCGACUCGAGUCGACCGUCUUGCCUGUCUUUCUCUUUCUCUUUCGCUCACUCUCUCUCUCGUCCGCGUUUCACUCGAACUCUUCGUAGAGGAUCUCCACCGUGGAGUCAGUAUCCCGUGAUGGUUAGGUACGCGCGAAACCACUCGCGUCGCGUCGUUGACGAGUGAAUCCUCCUUCAAGUGACGCUACUGCAUGUUGGUUCUUUUUUUUUUUUCUCUACUCGUAUUUUCCCCGUGGUUUCGAAUUCCAAAGGAACCCUUUUUCGUCGGGUUCGUUUCAAUCGAGCAGCGAUCGUGGAAAAGUGCAUCGGACUGCGAGCAGCUGUCAGAUCGAGCUAGCUCGCUCGUUUCGUCGAUGGUGUGCAACAUUCUCGUGUAUACACACACGUAAUAUAGUCGCGCAUGCUGCAACAACCACGGUACGUGGGUCGUACCUAUCGUUACAACUUGUUCCUCUGCUCUUCACCGAAACUCGACUGUCCGACUACCGAAGAGAAUCCGUUCACUUAACACCACCGGUUGCUUAAUUCUUGGGGAAAAGCGCCGCGAGCUCUCAGCAUCCACGGAUCCAUCCGCUGCCGUGAGUGAUGGCCCUGCGUCUGAGGAGCAGCAAGGAUGUCAAGAAGAGCUCGUACUACGUUUGGUACCUGGGCGCGAGGGAGGCCAAGGGGGUGGACGCGAUGCCCGGUGCCAUAGCUUACCUGCUCGAACGAGAACGGCUUCAAGAACCUUUCAAGGUCACGCUACAGGUGAGCAGUAAGGGACUGAAGAUUAUACAAACGGUUCAUCCAGGCGGCUCGACGAGGUCAGCUGUGAAGCAUUUGGUACCAGGACACGCUGUGCUUGCAGCGGUGCAACGAGAGGAUGUCGUUGCGGCCACUCUUCUGCUUCCAAAUCCGGCCACCAACAAUCCCGUCCACGUGCACGUGUACAGAUGUGAUUCCGUCGAAACAGCCGAAUUGUUGGGCGGUCAGUUGAAGGCACUCGCCUCGCACACCGAUAAUUUGGCCAGGGUCACCUCGUUGGAAGGUAGAGUGCGCAGUAAUUUGGGCAGCGAUGGCCGAAGUACCAGGGAAUCGGAGUCGUCUGAAGGCAGUGGUGAGCUCAGACACGAUCCGGUUCAAACUACCACGAUAUACGAGUCCUUGGCUGCAGAGUUGCGGGCUAAGUUGGGCAGAGGAAAUUCAGGGGACAAUGACGUGGGUCCUAUACUACUGCCUCCGCGGGAUUAUGAUACCGUGCACAGACAUCGUGGUAAUCUGGCUGGCAUCGAAUUCAGACGUUGCCUGAAUCAAACGAUCGUAGGUGGUAGUACGACGAUUGACAGAGGCGGCACGAGGAGUGCUGCCAGCAGUGGAAUAGGCUCGGACAGUGCUGCUACGCCCCCGCCUUAUCAGAGUCAUCAUCCUUUGGGCCCAAGACCAUCGAGACCUUCUAGAGAUUCCUCCUCCGAUGACGACUGGGGAGCACCGGCAGAGGAGAACGAUUAUCUCCCUGAAUCAGAGACAACAGGAACAAGUUUAACGCUACCGAGAUUACCGAGAAGUCCUGAGAGAUUACCUGUUCAGGUGAACAGAGGUAUAUCUCCGAGUUGCAACAGAAGUCGCAGAGCGGCAGAAUUUAGACAAAGAUCACCGAGCCCUCAAUACCAGCCCAGAAUGAGUCCUGGGGAGGUGACCAGCCCCAGGGAAAGAUUCCAGGAUGCCAAGGAGAUGUUCAGAGCAAUGGAGCGAGAGGCAAUCGCGAGGCCUGUCCUUUCCAGGCAGAGAGAUGUUGAAAGUCAUCCUGCGCACAGGAUCGAGUCGUCCAGGCACAUUCACGAGGAUCAACCGGCUCGUCAGCAUCCAGCGAGCAUCAGUUCAACGACUGCCCAUGAACACCUGAUCAGACGAAAUCAUUCGGAAGUAUCGGAACGGGAGAACGAUAUUUCUUACAGAGCUCGACCACGGCCCCGAACCCAUCAUUAUGCGAUGGAACGCCCACCAGAACAAGAGGUCUCGAGGCCUCGGCCAAGAAGCUUGUACGAAAACCCAACGGUUGGAAGAGAUUUCCGAGAUCAAAGGAACGUCGCUGAUCCGAGAGAAGUUCGGGACUUCCGAGACCGCGCACACGUGAGAGAAAUACGCGAGAAGAUACGCGCCAGGGCGACGACUUAUCAGGAAUUGUCUGAGCACGAAAGAUACCCAGGACUCGAUCGCGACAGUGCCAGACCUCCUCUGGAAAUCGUACCCACGCCGAGCAGAUACCGGCACAGCUACGCGGAACCGCCCAGACUCGGCCUGGCUGCUUUACAUCCUUAUUGAGCCAUCGGCUCGUUGUUAACUAAUAAAUUAUUUAAUUAAUCGACGUAUCGAUAUCAUGUCGUAGGAAGUUUGAAACAUCGUCUUCGAGGAAUGCGACCAAUUAAAAGGUCAACGAUUGGUUAUUAUUAAAAAAUAGUUAUUAUUUUUAUAAGAACUCCUCAAGUAUUUUACUUAGAUUUUAAUGAGACUUCCUAGGUCAAAAUAUAAAUUCUGGUUUAGGAAGUCUCACUCCUACGUGGUCUUAAAGAGGCCUCUAAUUAGACAUUGAAAUCAGAAGAGGAUUCUUCUUGUCGGAAGAGAUUUUUUCAUUCCUAUUUUAUAAUACUCAAACCUCUAGCCGAGUGUUCAAUGUCUUUGACGAGGAAAAUUGGAAAUAAUAAAUGUUCAAAACGAAUUUCUGAUAAACACCGUGGCCCACUUAUGACCCACAUAGUACAGAACGUAUUAAAGAUACUAGAAAUUAAGGUUCCCAGUGAGCAGUGAUAAAAAUGAAUUUCUUUUGUUAAAAUUAAUGUAUUAAUUAGAUCACUAAUUGCUCCAAAUUUAGAUGCAAUUUUUAAGGGACCUUAUGAAACAUAUUUUAUCAAAUAAUAUUCAAUAUUGCACGAGUACCACGUGUUAUUUCCAAGGUUCUCGUUUGACAAAGAACGAAAGGGUAUCCUUGAAAAUUCAAGGAGGAUUGUAGAUUUUUGCGUACGUCGAUGUCGUCGGCCCUGACCAGUCCAAGACGAAUAAAGAUUGAACUUUUAUUAUUCUUGUAUUUACGAAGCUGCAUUUUGUUGCAUCGUGGACUAAGAUCCUCGAGUCGAGGAUCUAUUUGUUGACUAUUUGAUCGCGACUCCGAGCAUUAUAUUGUUAUCCGCGUCGGACUCCAGACUAACGAUAAUAAUAGGAAUAAUAACAGCAGUAACACUGACAAUAAUAGUAACAAUAAUAACGGUUAAUAACAAUAAA
Messenger RNA from Osmia lignaria (orchard mason bee), 3413 nucleotides. RefSeq lists its product as uncharacterized. NCBI's taxonomy places the organism in Eukaryota, Metazoa, Arthropoda, Insecta, Hymenoptera, Megachilidae. The record is from RefSeq and is a predicted model, not a curated record.